UGCGUAGAAUCAAGACCUCCAGCCUGAGAAGGCUGGAGCCUGACGCAUGCGUAAAAUCAACACCUCCCGCCUGAGUUUGGUUCGGCUUUUCCCGUUCGGCGCACGCGCGAGAGCGGUCUCUCGCUUCCCCCCACCCCCCACUAGCCCUCCGGGAUCGGGGCGUAAGAUGGGGGCGGUGCAGUGGCAGUAGCGGAAGUUCACAGGUGAGUGAGCGGCAUGACAGCUCCUCACCCGUGGCGCUGAUGCCGGAGUGUCGACGGCCGCGGCGCUGGUGACACUCACCUACCUUGUCCGAUAUUAAACAUGAAAUGUUUGAAACACUGAGCGAGUCAGAUAAAAUCUGUAGAAAAAGAGAUGACCUUUCAAGACUGAGAGCCAUAAUCAGAAAGUGAAAAGAUCUAAUUCUGCCUUUGCUGGAGCCUCAUGUCUGGCCAUCUCUAUGGUUUGCCUGAAGGAAAUGAUUCUAUGAGCUCCCUUCGCAUAUCCAUUGGUGGUCUUCCUGUUAUAGCUUCCAUGACAAAAACAAGAGACUCUCGUUUUCACCUAAAAUGGAAGGCUAUACUAGUAGCUGCUGUCAUUCUCUUCAUACUAUACAUGGUAUAUUUUCACAAAGGAUCCUCAAAUAAUUCUCAUCUGCGAAAUGUCCACAACUGGCAGAUUGAUAAUUUUCCGAGGGACAGAUACAACGACACGUACCCUCUUUCACCCCCGCAGAAAACGCUGGAAGGCAUCCGAUACCGUAUCGGCCUGAUUGCUGACCUGGACACCAGCUCAAAGAAUGAAUUGAACACUUGGGUCAGUUACUUAAAGAAAGGCUACUUAAUUUUAUCAAACAGUGGUGACAAGGUGUCUGUAGAAUGGGACAAAAAUGACUCCACUCUCAAAACACAUUUGUCAGAAAAAGGACGUGGUAUGGAACUGUCAGAGCUAAUAGCAUUCAAUGGAAAGCUUUACACUGUGGACGACAGGACGGGAGUAGUGUAUGAUAUUGAUGGGGACAAGGCAGUCCCUUGGGCCAUCCUAUCUGAUGGUGAUGGGACUGUUGAGAAAGGCUUCAAAGCUGAAUGGUUAGCAGUAAAAGAUGAGCACCUUUAUGUAGGAGGACUUGGUAAGGAGUGGACUACCACCACAGGAGAGGUAGUCAAUGAAAAUCCAGAGUGGGUGAAAGUUAUUGGCUACAAAGGUGAUGUGAAUCAUGAGAACUGGGUGCCUCACUACAAUGCUCUGCGUGCAGCUGCCGGCAUCAAGUCUCCAGGAUAUCUGAUUCAUGAAUCUGCUGCGUGGAGCGAUCGGCUGCAGCGCUGGUUCUUUCUGCCACGGCGAGCCAGCAACGAACGCUACAACGAAAAAGAUGAUGAGCACAGGGGAACAAACCUCAUUAUUAAAUCUACUCAAGAUUUCAAAGAGGUCUCAGUGAGCAAGAUUGGAGAGGUUAACCCAACACGAGGAUUCUCCUCCUUCAAGUUCAUUCCUGAUACAGACGAUCAGAUCAUUGUGUCACUGAAAUCUGAAGAAGAUAAUGGGAAAAUAGCCACCUACAUUAUGGCUUUUACUUUAGAUGGACGCUUCCUUUUAGAGGAAACUAAAGUGGCUGACAUAAAAUAUGAAGGAAUAGAAUUCAUAUAAGAUUCCUCCUAAUCAAAAGUGUUAGGAUUUGGAUCAAAGUGCUACUGCUUCCAAGAAAAGCAUUUCCUAAUGAAUGUUGGUUUCUUCUUUAGAAUGGUUCUUGGUUGCUUUUAAUCUGAAGUUGUGUUCUUUUAUAAUACCCUGUUUGUUUACAUUAAAGAAACUGAAUCCGAGGUAUUGCAAAAUCAGCACCUCUGCACUCUUCUUGAAGAUAUUUUUCACAUUUUCUUGUCAUAAUUAAAAAUAUAUAUAGCUGGGAUGUUGCCUUGUAUUUACAUGCCAUAAAAUCUGCAACCGUGCCAUAAAGUUUACUUGUCCCUUUCCCUCAGAUCAAAGCUGAUUGUUUCGGUAAUCAGUGAAUUUGUGAACUUUAAACUUAAUGAAGUUGCAUAUCUUAAAACCAGAAAUAAUUAGUAAAAUUACUAUUUCACAUGGAUAAAAUAUCAAUUUGCAGGAUAGAAUAUCAGCCUCGGUAAAUUGCUGCAUGCAAGCUGUGGCCACUGCAGUCUGUAUGUGGUAAUGGAUGGUAGGUGGUGACUGGACCAGCGCUCAAAUACACUGAUGUACUCGAGAUAUUCGUAAGCUGGAAUCAUCCAGGCAGUGUGGGGAACAGUGGUUUACUCGUCUGUAAAAUUAAAACCUAGUCCAAAUGUGAUCAAAGCCUGGAAUGCGAUUCUCAAUCAUGGCCACAUCUCUCCUGUAAAUAUAAUCAUCUCAGAUGUGCAAUUGAAACAAUUUGUAUUUUUAAACGAGUAUUAUUCAAAGAAUUUACAGAAAAAGUAUUCUGAUUGCUUAAGAACACUUCAGUGCUGCCAGUGCACCUUAGUUUUGGUGAAGUUGCACUCAAUGCUACCAGAAUGUAAUGUAUAUUUCUAACCAGACUUAGGAUCUCGGGGUAUAUGACAGUGUAUCUAUUUCACCAACAUGACGUAUCCCACUCAGUCUCCAUCACAGAAUCCUCUGUGUUGAAUACUGCUGCAAUUGGCCUAUGCCCCAUUCUUAAUAGAUGUUCUUCCAUCUAAUAAGUCAAUGAAGCCUACCUUGGCAUAUCAUGAACCCAUUUGCUUGUUCCACGGGGUGUAUGUAUUUAUACUGUGUAGUUCAGUGUACUUUAGGAAGAAAACAGGCAAAUAUCGUUCUCUUGUGCAGGUCUCUCACUCUCUCUUUCUUCUCAAGCCAUUGACAAUUGUUGAUAUUAGUGUAUUAGGAAGAGCCACAGUUUUAUCUGACCAUGGAAAUUCCGUGCUUUGUGAAAUUAUAUCAGAUGCCCAUCUUCCUCAAGUUCUCAUUGAGCUUUGUAAAAUGUUCAGAAGAAAACCACCAAAUACUGCAACAUUACAGAAUUGUUUAUCAAUCUAUAUUUUUUCAUCGUACCGAUCAAUGUCUUUUGCAGUUCCUGAUGAGUCUCAUGAAUUGUAUUGUAUCCUGUGACUUCCAUCUGGUUUAGUCUUACACAAAUUUGCUGCAAGUCUGCACUUCUCCCUACACUCGACCAAGAACUUGGCAUCUUUUGCAGCCUCUUCAAUGCCCUGGAACCUCAGUACACAUUGGAAGACACUCUAGUAUGCAUGACCUGACUAUUUGGGUGUCGAUUUUAGUCCAAGGGCAAGUACUAUUUCCAAUCUGUAACCCAGGCUCAUUCAUCUAAAUUAGUUGAGUCAAGUUCAAAGUAUUUACAAACAGCUUUAAAACGUAAUUCAUGAUUAUUUUCCCUGAACUUGCAUUGGUGCUAUUGAGAUUUUGACUGGGUUUAAACUCUUGGACAACGUAAUGGCAAGUUAUUGCCAAUUAAUACAUUUUAUAGUUGGCCUUCCCCAUGUCAGUUAUUGAAGGAGGUGCCUGUGGGAAUAAUACAUCAUUACUCUGAGAAGUUAUUUUUUGCUUAUUUUCUUCCACUUGAAGUUGUACUCUGGAUUGAGUAGCACACCACUUGCUAAUACUCAACCAUAGGUAGCAUUCACAUUGACAAGCUGUUGAGCUAUCUCAAGAGGCACUUCUAGAGAUGGUUUGGAAGACUUGAAUAUCCUUACUAGUAGAGACGUGCAUUUAUCUAUGAUUUCUUGUAAGCAGUUAUAUUUUUAAAAUUCUUUUAAAAUCAUGUGAGGUACGACUAACUAGACUCUGCACAUUGAGUAAUGCUUUCCAAUCUGCCACUGCAGGCAUGAAUUGCCCUUUAUUUGCUCUCAUAAUUCAGUGGUUUUCAAGUUUCCUUUGAAAGAAACCACAUGAACUUUUAACAUCACGCAGAUCAACAGUAUAAAAACGUUUCCAAAAGAGUUAUUCUUUCCUGCUACAAAGCUGUAAACUAGAGAACAUUUUCAAUGAAAAUAAAACUUAUUUUCUUUUUAUACCAUCCAGAUCCAUCUGCAUUUCACUUUGAGAAGAAUUUCUCUUUGUUAUAUUUUACAGAAUCAUCCACCCUAAACACAGACACAUCACAAGUAGCAUGCUCUUUUCAAUUGGUUCUAAUGAAGUCAGAACUAAUUUUUGGAUGUAUUUGCACACAAAAUCAAGGCUUGCUAAAAUUUAUUAUAAUGCAUUUAUUUAUAAAGUACUGAGCCAGCCAAACAUUAAACCAACUCAAACUUGAAUGUAUGACACAAUAUACACCCUGCCCAAACUUGCCCAGCACAGUUAGGCUCAAGUUGGGAAGCCAGGUUUUGGUGGAAAGUAUUACACCACUGUCCUGGUUUUAGCUUUUUACUUAUUGAAAGGUUUUGGAGAGUAAGAAGGUGGGGCACUGAGUUCGGUCCUCCUUUAUGUAGUUAACCAAGUAAGACUUAAACCUACUCUUCUCCUGUUUGCCCUCUCCUCAGAAGAGUAUAGUGUAAGAUUUCAAUACAAGUAGCACCAUUGAAUGCCGAGGUAUCAUAAGAAUGUUACUGGAGAUCUUCAAAGCAUCUUCCAGUAUUCUGUGCUUUUGUAUAAGUAUUUAAUACUUGAUGUUGCACUCUCUCAAAAAGUAAUGGUGGAGUUUUUCUGUUGGGUUCUCACACAAAUUUUUCCAUCAUAAAUUGUCCAAAAUCAUCCAAACCAGCGCAAAUGAUCACCAAAAUUGAACUGAUGUUUUUUAAACACACAUUGUAGUGCACACCUGGAAUACUGUGUACAGUUUUGUUCUCCUUUCAAAGGAUAUGCUUGUCUUGGAGGCACUGGAACAAAAUUCUCGCUUGGUUUUUCGGAUGAGUGGUGUCCUGAGAGGUUAAAUUGUGAGGCCGUUCUCUCUCAGGUUCAGAAAAAUGGAGGUGAUCACAAAAUAAUGUACAUACUUCAGAUUUGCAAACUAGAAUUGAAGGCAUAGUCCUGGAAAUAAGGAUAGGACAUUCAGAAUUUUGGUAAGAAGGAAGUUCCGAGGAUUGAGAUUUUUUUUGGGGGGGGGGUGGAUUUUAUAUAUUAAAGAACUAUGCUUGUUCAGUUAUUAAGUGUUUGUAAUCAGAGAGGAAUGAGAGAGAGAAAGAUUGGAUAGGAAAAUGGAGUUCGGUAAAAGAGUUGCCAAAAUCUUGGUGAAUGGUAGUGAAGGCUCAUGGGUCUAUGCAGUCAACUCUUCCUAUUUUGAAUUGAUAACUUAUCUUUUGAAGAGUUAAAUAUUUAAGUGAUAUUUAGAUUAUUUUGUAAAUUAAAGCAAUGAAACUACUAAGAGCUUCUGCAUAUUUUAAAUAACAUUCAGUAAUUUCAAAUUAUUUGCAGGUCACAGUGGACAAUCAUGUUUAUUUUUUUGUAAUUAAAUCAUUUUAUGCUCAAUAAGUACACCAAGUUAGUUCUUUACCCAUACUACCUGUUUGUGCUUGUUACCAGCAUGUUUUGCAUCAGUGAGAGAGGUGAGUUAGGUGAAUCUUGGUCCAUAACACUUAAAGAAAGUAAGCACAAUUUGUACUGCAGCUUGCAGUCAAAGUAACAACUCUACCCCUGUAUCAUGAUGGUCAGCUUUAUUUUGACUUGAGUUUGAGCAUCUGGAAAUUGUAUUCAGAUAGUUAUGGUUCAUUUCAAGUGCAUUUUGCAUUCUGGGAGAGAUCACCUUCUGUUAGCACGUUUAAUCACCUUAUUCAUUCAUGUGAAAAUCAAUUUAAAUCUGAUAAAUUAGUGGUGAACUAGUGGUUCUCUGCUGUUUAAUUAAUUUUUAUUUUAUUUCUGUAAUUUAAAUAAUGGUUAUUGCCGUGGGUUGUUUUAACUUUAUCCUUAUGGUAAAACACUUUUUAAUGUUAUUCACUGGAUCUUUAGAUGGAAAUGGUUUGUGAAAAAGGCACUGGGAAUUUUACAAAAAAAUGUGUUUACUUAAAAUUGAAGUCCAAUAACUUAAAAAAAAACGACAUACAGUGCAUAGAUGUAACUUGCCCACCAGUUCUACUCUGACUCAUCUGUAUCAGAAACAAAAGAAUGUAUGGUUAAACUUGUUUGGAUUUCAUGUAAUUGUUCAUGCUGACACCAAUAAAUCUACAUCCAAUAAUUUAAAUAGUGUUUAA
Mobula hypostoma (lesser devil ray) is the source of this 6086-nucleotide messenger RNA. RefSeq names its product calcium activated nucleotidase 1b (gene cant1b). NCBI's taxonomy places the organism in Eukaryota, Metazoa, Chordata, Chondrichthyes, Myliobatiformes, Myliobatidae. Gene Ontology annotation, biological process: proteoglycan biosynthetic process. The transcript has 5 exons. The record is from RefSeq and is a predicted model, not a curated record. Gene Ontology annotation, molecular function: calcium ion binding; UDP phosphatase activity; GDP phosphatase activity. The coding region runs from base 424 to 1626 and encodes 400 amino acids.